Carcharodon carcharias (great white shark) is the source of this 3710-nucleotide messenger RNA. Its product is annotated as ETS-related transcription factor Elf-1-like. The record is from RefSeq and is a predicted model, not a curated record. Gene Ontology annotation, molecular function: sequence-specific DNA binding; DNA-binding transcription factor activity, RNA polymerase II-specific. Bases 629 to 2533 code for a protein of 634 amino acids. The transcript is spliced from 10 exons. Gene Ontology annotation, biological process: cell differentiation; regulation of transcription by RNA polymerase II. Lineage: Eukaryota; Metazoa; Chordata; Chondrichthyes; Lamniformes; Lamnidae. Gene Ontology annotation, cellular component: nucleus.
CUGUUAGCACAACGAGACCAAGAAUAUUAUAAAGUGAAGGAACGAGUAUGAAAGAUUCUCUGCCAUUACCAGAAAACUUCUAGCAAGUAGAAGCAUGGCUGAACUAGCGCUGAAGGUUUGUCAAAUAUCGCAGCUCAUUGGGCCUCGCAGUGAAGCUGAGUGGUGAGCAGAACAGAGCAACUUGGUCUUCACAAGAAAAGUUUGAAUGCGGAUAUACAAUCCCAGGACAAAGACUCACUGCUCUCUCCUCUGAAGUUUCAAAGUCCUUUUGCCAUUGUGGGAUCUCCAGUUUCUCUUGAAUUUGUAUCAACCUCAGAGGCUUCCAUUGCUCCUCCACCCCUUCCCAGCAAGCUAUGAACUGAAAUGCUUUCAAUUUGAUGGAAACUGAUACCUGUUAAGGAGAAGGACCUUUCCCUGUACUUCCUCCAGUAUCAGUUGGACCACCUCAUCUGUUGCUAGAACACAAGGAAUGUACUGCCAUGGCGACUGCAAUUGAACAAAAUGAACUUGUAUUUGAGUUUGCGAAUAAUGGCAUGGAAGAUACACAGGAGGUUCUAUCAACAUCUAUCGUAGAUCUAUAUCGCUGAAAGAAGGCUGGAUGAUAUAAAAGAUCAGACCUCCAAGUGAGAUGAUAAAUGCACACAGGGCAUGUUUGUGUUUUAGUAUUCUUUGUCUUGGCAGUUCUUGUAUUUUCCCUGCUGUCAUUGUGGAGCAAGUACCCAAUGCAGACCUGCUGCAGGAAUAUUCUGGUCUUGCUUGUGAUGAGGAAACUAAUGGAAUGAUUAAUGACAGUUCACUGGAUGUCGUCGAAGAACAGGUUAUUGGAGAGGACAUCACACUUUCAGUGGAGGCUUCCUGUCAAAAUGGAGAUGAAACAAUGGAGACUAUUGAGGCUGCUGAGGCACUGCUCAAUAUGGAUUCGCCUGGACCUGCCUUUGAAGAGAAGAGGAUAACUCGCGUGUUCAUGCCAUCAGCCAGUGGGAUGGUCACGGCUCCCGUCACCCACAUCUCUGUGCGGGCAGAUGGAGUUCCUGAGGUGGUGGAGAACGCACAGGAGAUUAUAUUGAUGCAGGAAGCUGCUCACCAGGAUGAUGGCAGUGAAUCAUUGGAGCAGACCAAAAAAAGGAAAGGACGGAAACCCAAAGCUCGACGACCAGUCUCACCAGUGACAAAUCCAGACUUCCCUGUGAAAAGGAAAAGCAAAGAUGGCAAAGGAAACACAAUCUACCUCUGGGAAUUCUUGCUGGCUUUGCUUCAGGACAAGAGCACGUGUCCGCGGUACAUCAAAUGGACUCAAAGGGAGAAGGGCAUCUUCAAACUGGUUGACUCAAAAGCUGUGUCCAGACUCUGGGGCAAACACAAAAAUAAACCAGACAUGAACUACGAGACUAUGGGUAGAGCUCUCAGGUAUUAUUACCAAAGAGGAAUCCUUGCCAAGGUGGAGGGCCAGCGUUUAGUCUAUCAGUUUAAGGAAAUGCCCAAGAACCUAGUGAACAUUGAUGAUGAUGACCCCAGCUCCAGUUCUGUAACCCAGGAUAAUCCUCCUAAUCUUUCAGCCUAUGUGCUUCCUGCAGCUUCAGCAGCACGUUCGUCCGCAACUGUCCCACAAUCAGUAGUUGCAAGUAGUAUCCAAACCCAGCAAUCCAGGGUUACUUCACGUGUAAUGUCAGGUGCCAAGAAAGCUUCACUUCAGCCCAUUACUGUAGUCAAGUCCCUAAAGGCAACAGUCGGGGAGACAGUGCAACGGUCAGUGCAUCUACUGCCACCAGAAAUGCUGAAAGGUGUUCAGACCAUUCAAAAGGUGCAGCCAACCAGUGUUCUCAAGACUGUACAGGUUGUACAGUCAGCUCCGCCUCUUGAAGGACAAAAGGUCAUCACCAGAAACAUACCAGUCUCAGCACCGAUGACUGCGCCAGCACAGUCAGUGAGAACAAUAAAGGUUUCGUCACAGGUUCCAGUAGUUGUGUCGCCAGGAACUCAACGAGUUGGUACCGUCACGUUACAAACUGUCCCCCUAACAACUGUGAUCACAAGCACUGAUUUAGCAAUGUCUUCUCCCAAGUUUGUUUUCCAAACAGUUCCAUCUUCUCAUCCAGUGACUGUGUUGAAAGAAAAUGUUGCUUUGCAAGGGGGUUCGCUUUCUGCGAAGAUAGUUACACCAACGUCUCUUGCUGUCCGUGGUACCAGCGAACAGCAAGUUCUUCCGACCAGCCCACAGGUACUAAAUAAUGGAACACAAGCUAUGUCAUCGUCUACCGCAAUAAGUGCUGCCACGCCUGUGGUGACCUUCGCAGCCACCAGUCAGCAGGUUGUGAGCCAACCACAAGGCACAGUUUUUGCAUCUGUGAUCAAAGCACCAGAGACUAAACAAGCUGUGGCCAGUCAGGAAUGUCAGGAAGAAGCUGCAGGAACCAGCCAGCAAGGCGAGCAUACAUCCCAGCAGUCCCAUGUUAUAGUGCUAACAAAUGCGGGUAUGCUUCCCAGCCACAUGGUAUUCAGAGCAGGGGAGCACAGGGUAGUGGACAUCCAAUGACCCUGUGCCCUUCCUCAUCCCCAAUCCCACUUUUUUUUAAACUGGAUCUACAAAAAUGUAAUUUCAGAGUGGUUUACUUGAAGUACUUUCAACUCAUCCUAUAUCUAGUUUAAAGUUGUAAAUAGAAGGUUGCAGAUAAUAGGUGCUACUAAACCUGUGGUGUUGGGGGGGGGCGGUGUUGCUGGUGGUGGAUGAUGUUAGAAACAUUAUCUUAGGAGAACUAUUGCUAUUUUGGAUGUUUCUUAUUUGUUUUUGUAUAACUUUGUUAUUAGAGAAGUUUGGAGUGGUGAAAGUUGAAUUUCUUACACUUCCUUAAAGCACACUACCCUGCAUCUAACCUAUAAUUUUAUCCUGACAAACUGUAAUUGUAUGUAUGUAGCCAUUCUGAGUUGCCACAGUACAGCCUUUGCAUUGGAAGUUCCAUUUUGCUCACAUUGGAAUGGUUUGCGUUGAAGAUUAUUACUUGUGAAUGCGGACUCUUACUUGUGAAUGCGGACUCUAUCAGUAAAGUUCAAGAGUACUUCAAUUAAGCUUAAAAGCUAGCCCUGUUACAUACCUUGAUACGGAUGUGUAAAUUUCAUCAUCACUUAACUAUGAAAUCCUUUAUUUGCUAACCUGAUGGAUUUAAAAUGAAAGCUGAAGCGUCAGAAUACUCAAGUUGUUUCAUUAUGAUCUUCAUUCUUCUCUCUUUAUUGUAAAUGUGUACAAUCUUUACUGGGAGUCAAAUGGGUAAGGGAAGGAUAUAGUAUUUACUUGUUAGGGAAGCUUUUAUUGCUUUUUUUAAUCAUUUAAGGGUUUUUUAUUCACAGUGGAAACCUUCAGCUCAACAGUGUAAAUAUUAGAAAACGUUUUCUUUCUUUGCUUUUGUAAAUAAUAUAUAUGUUCUAUUUUUGAGGUUGAAACAAUAUUUGAAAAUUCUGAUUGCCAGCUUUUUAAAAAAAACUGAGGUACAUUUUAUAUCGUUUUUGAGUUAAUAAAGCCCAGUGGCAUCUCAAAGCUCGAAAGCAAAAAAUAAACCAUUUUAGUUGCUAUGUAUUAGUGUGUGUUGUAAUUUUAGUUUGUGUGUGAACUUAUGUUUGUUGUAUGUCAAAUGAAGAGCCCCUUUGUUGAAUUGUAAAUCCUUUUAUUCAAAGUUGUACUAAUUAAUUAUUAGCAAUUAUAAAACAUUGUUAUAAUA